CCCUUUCAUCCUUGAAGGCCGUCUCGCAGAAGCUCCUGAGAUCUCCCGGUGCCUCUCCUCACUGCCUGCGGUGCGGGCCCGGCUUGUGUAACCCUUAUGGGGUGUACGGAUGGCACCGUGGGCGGGCGAGUGCUGGCCAUGUCACCAUGGCAGGGUGCAGGACCUCCACUAACUCGGGUAACCGGCUUUUAGAUGAGCCAGCGUGCGGAGGAGACCUGUGCUCCUGGCUUGGUGCGGACCUGCUGGGUUCGCUAACGUGCCGCUGAAGUCCUGGUCCUGCUAGUGAGGCGGAUUUGUGCUCCGAGCGCUGCACGGGUCUGCGCAGCUGCGACUGGAGGUCCCCGCUGUGCUGAACAUCGUGUUCCCCCCCGGGGCCAGCAGCCGCCUGCCUCCGCGCUGGAAGCAAAGGCAAAGCAGUUGCAGUGAAUGCGAACGUCCUCCUUCUCUGGGGGAACAUCUCUCUUGCCUGCUCCGGCCAGUGGUGGGAUUAGGGGAGCGUCCGACCCUCGUGGAGGGCCUGCUGACAGGCGGCUGUGUUUGAGGCAUCUCUCCUCGUCCAGCCUACCGGCUCUUGCUGGGGAGCAGGGGUCUGGAGGCUCUCCCUGCGCCCUGGCCCUGUUUGUCUGGGCUGUGGACAUAGCCUGGAGGAAGGAGCAGAGGAAUGCGGAGCUCGGAUCUGCCUCUUCCAGUGGUGGCUCAGUGCAGCUCGAACUUGAGGAUUGUUUUUGCCUUUUCAUUACCGUCGUCCUUCUCAAAGCUGGGGAGCUGACAGCGCGAGGCUGCAGCUGGCUGAGAGGGGAGAGCAAAUCCUGAAAUAUGCUGUGGGGCCAAAAUAUGCGUCGUAAAAAGAAAAGUAUUGUAUGUGUAGGGAGGAGUCGACCCAGAGUCCUCAGAGGCAAAGUUUGCUUGUGUCUUGGGGGUAUGGGAUGUUGUAUCACCUUGAAUUUGCUGCUGUACGCACCGGCUCGUUGCACAGCAUGAGGAGCCACAGUCAGACUCUGCAGCUUCUGCAGCCUUUCCUGGCUGGGUGAUGAUAUUAAAGGUGCCCAGAGCGACACACGACAUUUGAGGUUGAUAACAUCAGCAGCCAGCAAGAUCUUGGGGAGCGUGAGAUGUGCUGAGGUUAAGGAACAAAAUGCUUCGGGCCACUGUUUUCCUUGCCUGGCUAGUUACUGGGAAUAGCGCUCAAUAAUAGCGGAGGCGUUGGCAGAAGGAUAAAAGGACAAGGAAGGGAGAAUUGCCUUCCUGAGAUAAGAUGUUGAGUGCCCACAGCUCAGAUGCCUUCGAAGCAGGAUUGCAAUUAAACCAUUAAAACGCCUUUCUGUUUCAAUGCAAGUCGAAGUGACUUUUGUGCUUGCUGCCCCUGGAGCUCUCAGCGUGGUGAGAGGCCGGCGAAGAAGAUGGUUGAGAGAGAUGAUUUACCAGCAUCGAGCAAAUCCAGUUCGCAGAUGACAUGCAGGAGUUCACCAAGUUCCCAACCAAGACGGGCCGUCGAUCCUUGUCCCGCUCCAUCUCGCAGUCUUCCACCGACAGCUACAGCUCCGCUGCCUCCUACACCGACAGCUCUGAUGACGAGGUGUCCCCCCGAGAGAAACAGCAAACCAACUCCAAAGGCAGCAGCAAUUUCUGUGUGAAGAACAUCAAGCAGGCAGAAUUUGGGCGCCGGGAGAUUGAGAUCGCUGAACAAGACAUGUCUGCUCUGAUUUCACUCCGGAAACGAGCUCAAGGGGAGAAGCCUUUGGCUGGAGCUAAAAUCGUGGGCUGUACCCACAUUACAGCACAGACUGCGGUGCUGAUCGAGACGCUGUGCGCGCUGGGAGCGCAGUGCCGCUGGUCUGCCUGUAACAUCUAUUCCACCCAGAACGAAGUGGCGGCUGCCUUGGCAGAAGCUGGUGUUGCUGUGUUUGCCUGGAAGGGAGAGUCGGAGGACGACUUCUGGUGGUGCAUUGACCGCUGUGUUAACGUAGAUGGCUGGCAGGCCAACAUGAUCCUGGAUGAUGGUGGGGACCUGACCCAUUGGGUUUAUAAGAAAUACCCUAACGUAUUCAAGAAGAUCCGAGGGAUUGUGGAGGAGAGCGUGACUGGUGUGCACAGGCUGUACCAGCUCUCCAAGGCCGGGAAGCUCUGUGUCCCAGCCAUGAAUGUGAACGACUCCGUCACCAAACAGAAAUUCGAUAACCUAUAUUGCUGCCGGGAAUCCAUCCUGGACGGCCUGAAGAGGACCACGGAUGUGAUGUUUGGAGGGAAGCAAGUGGUGGUCUGUGGUUAUGGGGAGGUCGGCAAGGGAUGCUGCGCCGCUCUGAAAGCCUUGGGCGCGAUCGUCUACGUCACGGAGAUCGACCCCAUCUGUGCUCUCCAAGCUUGCAUGGAUGGAUUUCGGGUGGUGAAGCUGAGUGAAGUAAUCCGUCAGGUGGAUGUCGUCAUCACCUGCACAGGAAACAAGAACGUCGUGACCAGAGAACACCUGGAUCGGAUGAAGAACAGCUGCAUUGUGUGCAACAUGGGCCACUCCAACACCGAGAUCGACGUGACCAGCCUCCGGACCCCGGAGCUGACCUGGGAGCGUGUCCGCUCCCAAGUGGACCACGUCAUCUGGCCGGAUGGGAAGCGGGUGGUGCUGCUGGCCGAGGGCCGUCUUCUCAACCUGAGCUGCUCCACGGUUCCCACCUUCGUUCUCUCAAUCACAGCCACCACUCAGGCUCUGGCUCUGAUUGAGCUCUACAACGCUCCCGAGGGCCGUUACAAACAGGACGUGUACCUGCUGCCGAAGAAGAUGGAUGAGUACGUCGCCAGCUUGCAUCUGCCUUCGUUUGACGCCCACCUGACAGAACUGACGGACGAUCAGGCGAAAUACCUGGGACUCAACAAAAACGGGCCUUUCAAACCCAAUUACUACAGAUACUGACGGACCAUACCCAUGAAGGACCAGACCACACAAGGCAACAUUAGAACGAUUAUUUUUAAAGAUCAUUUUAUUUUGGUUUACCUUUUUCUUUUUUUUUUAAAAAACCAACAGAGAAACCUGUUUUUACAUUUACCAGUGUGAUUUUUAAGGUCACUUUUUUUUUUUUC
Egretta garzetta (little egret) is the source of this 3072-nucleotide messenger RNA. RefSeq names its product adenosylhomocysteinase like 1 (gene AHCYL1). Gene Ontology annotation, cellular component: cytosol. The record is from RefSeq and is a predicted model, not a curated record. NCBI's taxonomy places the organism in Eukaryota, Metazoa, Chordata, Aves, Pelecaniformes, Ardeidae. Gene Ontology annotation, biological process: L-methionine cycle. The transcript is spliced from 17 exons. The coding region runs from base 1454 to 2905 and encodes 483 amino acids.